Messenger RNA from Mollisia scopiformis, 2193 nucleotides. RefSeq lists its product as uncharacterized. The transcript has 4 exons. NCBI's taxonomy places the organism in Eukaryota, Fungi, Ascomycota, Leotiomycetes, Helotiales, Mollisiaceae. The coding region runs from base 182 to 2083 and encodes 633 amino acids. The record is from RefSeq and is a predicted model, not a curated record.
CGACCUGUGACCUCCCAAUCCACGUCAAAGCCUGCAUUAGGAUAAUCGAGGCUCUUCGUCGCGUGACAACCUACAUGAUGAGGCUCCAGGUAACAAUGUUGUCUCGUUCACAAUUCCUUCAUGCUUCUGCUUUCGCCUCGUUUCUAUUGUGUCUCCGAGCCCCUGGCUCACUCGAAUUGAGAUGGAGGUUCCUUUCUACACGCUGUCUUCUGCAGGCAGCAGCAGCACGGAGGAGAGUCCGUUAACCCCACCAACCCCGGCGACUCACGAUACUUCUAGAUCAACAUACCACAUCAGUGAUAUCUCAGCAUUUGCAGAUACCCUUCAAGAUGCUGCUAAUCAAGCCUUUCCAAACCGAGGACGAUCUCGAUACCACACCGUCAAUGUCUGCCUGAUCCGAUGGCAGGAAGAUGAACUGCAAGUCAAAGACGAGAUAGAGACGCUGUGUGAUGUAUUCGAUAAACUCUAUGGCUUCAACACGGAAAUAUGGCUCAUCCCAUCGACCGCCUCGCAAAUCCAACUCACCAGCAUGACCUGCACAUUCCUGCAAAAGUUCGACGAGGAAGGUAAUCUUUUCAUUGUGUAUUAUGGUGGCCACGGCAAGAUCAACAACGCACGACAGAACCAGUGGUGGUGCAAGGCACAACCAGAUUCUCCAGUUGUGGAUUGGUCUGCGAUUCAGACUCUGUUCGGGACUGCUGUGUCUGAUGUUCUGAUUUUGCUUGAUUGCUGUGCCGCUGCAAGUUCAGCUGCUGGGUCAGGUUCAGGAACCAUGGAAGCAAUUGCUGCUUGUGGCUGGGAAACGAGAGCACCCCCACCUGGAAAGUAUUCGUUCACACAUACACUCAUUGAGGUACUCGAAGAUUGGGCCAACAAGCCAUCAUUCUCUGCUGCCAUGCUUCACACCGAAGUGCUUUUUGUGUUGAAGCAGAAGCGGCCCGAGAAAGGAAGAGAUGGAAGAAAAUGGGAAUGGUGCUCAACGCCAAUCCACUGGGUAUACACUAGAGAUCCAAAGGCGCCUGGUAUCGAGAUAUCGUCGUUGCUGAGCAUCAAAGCGGCCGAAAAGGCGCCGGCUCGAGAGGAACUUGCACAACCAAGGUCAACUUCGUACAUUGAUGCGAUGGAUCUUGAUGACGAGGAAACAUUCGUCAAUCCCUUGACAGACUGCCGACCAAAUGGAGACUACAAAGUACCGCAUGUCCUCAUUUCCAUUGCGCUCGAAGGAGAUCAGGGUGCGCUUGAUGCCGUAUCUUGCCGACGCUGGUUAGCAGACUUUCCAGCUCUGGCGAAAUAUGCCACAGUGGAAGGAGUAUACAAAGGAUACUCGACCCUGUUAACGCUUUCGGUUCCUGUAAUGAUAUGGGAUCUUCUUCCAGCUCAUCCGGCUUGUUCAUUCAUUGGCUAUAUUGUUUCGCCAAACAAGUGCGCUGCUGUCAUCCGUUCGGGCAUCACAUCUGGACGCAACUCUUUCUCUUCCAUGUAUCAAAAACCGCCAUAUCUAUGCAGGACGCGGAAGCCGGACACCAAUAUUCGAAGUGCUGACUCCUCUUAUGGCUCGGACGGAGGAUCGGACGCUGGAUCUGAUGGUGGGCAAAACGAUACAAAUGAACGUCCCAUCUGGGUACCAACUCGUCUAGAAGAUAUCUCAGACCGAGACGAAGAAUGCGACAGCAGCGAAUGUGCCAUCGAAGACGACUCGAUGUCGGAGUGGGAGGAUUCGAUUGACGGCCGCUCAUCAUCCAAUAACCACGAUGUCCUUUCCAUGAAAAGCAGCAGCUCGAAACCAUCCAGCAAAUCACUCAUCACUUCAAUGCUUACUGAAGGAGAGACUGCAAAACCAAUCGAUAUUGGAACAAAAGGUCAACCUAGUAGGGAGAGAUAUAGAUCGGCGGAUCAGAUUGAGCUUUCUCCGAGAUCUGUAAGGAGGAACAUGUUGGCUUCGGAGUUGUCGGCUUCCUUGAGACGGCAGAUGUUAUGGGAGAGAGAUCAAGGGGGAAUGAGGACGCGAGUGCCGCUCUCGAAUCAGCCGAAAGACGACGGUAACGGAGGUGUCGAGAGGAAGAAGAGGUCGAACUCUUUUUGAAUUUAUAGUUGAAUUUUGGAGAGUAGGGGAGGGGGCGCAUAUAUACCAAGAUCUCAUUGUUUAUGUAUACCUGCGGCAACUUGGCCAGGAUGAAGAAUAAAAGACUCUAC